This is a messenger RNA of Mirounga angustirostris (Northern elephant seal), 2901 nucleotides long. Its product is annotated as sialic acid-binding Ig-like lectin 13. Gene Ontology annotation, molecular function: sialic acid binding. NCBI's taxonomy places the organism in Eukaryota, Metazoa, Chordata, Mammalia, Carnivora, Phocidae. The record is from RefSeq and is a predicted model, not a curated record. Gene Ontology annotation, cellular component: plasma membrane. Gene Ontology annotation, biological process: cell adhesion. Bases 408 to 2297 code for a protein of 629 amino acids. The transcript is spliced from 11 exons.
AGUUAUCAUGGCGGCUUACCGGUUCCAGGUAUUCUGUCCCUUCUUCGCUACCACGACUCACCCUGUAAGGAGAGGCUAAUGGGAGCUCAGCGGGUGUUGAGCCUGGCAGUCAAGCCCCUCUCCACCACCAGACUCCCCCGAAAGCAGCUCCAACCGCAGGCUCUGACGACUGGGUAGGCUGUGGGCUUGCCUCUCCAGGGUCCUGCUCAGCCGGGCCGGGGUUGCUGACAAUCAGGCAGACCAAACCCAGGGAUUGGCCCUUCAGAACUGAUAGGAGCCACUCCCCAGUGCUUUGCAGACCACUCAUUCAGCUAAACUCCUGACACCACCUGGCUCAACGUCUCCUACAGUUGGCCCUAUAGUCCCCUGAGGGCCUAUGUGACUUGAGGACUGGCCAGAAGCCUGGUAUGAGGAAGAAGAAGAAAGCACGACCGUCUCACUUCACCACCCUUCUGUGGAUCCAAAGGGCUUCCGGUCGAAGCUUCCUCGGCCCUCCCAUAUCCUGCGGCUUCCUUUCUCUGUCAGAGGGACUGCAGAAGGCAGGCUGUCCCAGGCACCACGGAGGGAUGCUGCUGUGGUUGCUUAUGCUGUGGGGAGGGCCCCUGGAUGCAGCUCUGAGCUACCAGCUGGAACUACAGGAGUCCGUGAUGGUGCAGGAGGGCCUGUGUGUCCACGUGCCAUGCAUGUUUUCCUACCCCUGGCUUACCUUUGCAACCCCCCAAAUGUCUUGGUUCCAGAAAGGGGCAGAUGUAAACCGUGAUCCUCCAGUGGCCACAAACAAACCGAACCAGAAGCUGCAUGAGAGGACCCAGGGCCGGUUCUUCCUCCAUGGGGACCCCCAGACCAAGGACUGCUCCCUGGACAUCACGGGAGUCAACAUGGGAGACAGCGGAACUUACUUCUUUCGAAUGCACACACAUUCAUAUCUAGAUAAGAUGCUUUCUCUGAAUGUGACAGCCCUGACUCACACACCUGACAUCCUCAUCCCGGGGACCCUGGAGUCUGGCCGCCCCAGGAACCUGACCUGCUCUGUGCCCUGGGCCUGUGAGCGGGGCACACCCCCCAUCUUCUCCUGGACGUCAGCUGCUCUCACCUCCCUGGGCCCCAGGACCCACCUCUCCUCUGUGCUCACCCUCACCCCACAGCCCCAGGACCAUGGCACCAACCUCACCUGUCAGGUGUACUUCCCUGCAGCUGGUGUGAUGGUGGAAAGGACCGUCCAACUCAAUGUCACCCAUGCUCCACAGAACACAGCUAUCAGGAUCUUCCAAGGAACCAGAGCAGUCCCGAGGAUUCUGCAAAACAUGUCAUCGGUUCUCAUCCUGGAGGGCCAGGCUCUCGGUCUGCUCUGUGCUGCUGAGAGUAGUCCCCCUGCCGAGCUGAGCUGGUUCCGGGGGUCCCCUGCCCAGAAUGCCACCCCCAUCUACAGGAGUGCAAACCUGGACCUGCCUCAAGUAGGGGCUGCAGAGGAAGGAGACCUCACCUGCCAAGCUCAGAACUCCCUGGGCUCCCAGCACGUCUCCCUGCAUCUCUCUGUGGUCUACCCCCCGCGGCUGCUCAGCCCCUCCUGCUCCUGGGAGGGCGAGGGGCUGCACUGCAGCUGUUCCUCCCGAGCCCAGCCGGCCCCCACCCUGCGCUGGCGGCUGGGGGAGGGGCUGCUGGAGGGGAACCACAGCAACGCCUCCUGGACCAUCACCUCCAGCUCGGCGGGGCCCUGGGCCAACAGCUCCCUGAGCCUCAGCGGGCCGCUGGGCUCUGGCCUCAGACUCAGCUGCGAGGCCCGGAACGCCCACGGGUCCCAGAGCGCCGCCUUCCUGCUGCUGCCAGAUAAAGGACUCGUCUCAAAAGCAUUCACCAAUGGAACAUUUCUGGGAAUUGGCAUCAUGACCCUCCUUUUCCUCUGCCUCCUCCUGGUCAUGAAGACUCUGAAGAAGAAACAGACCCAGGCGGGGACUCCGCCGAGGCCCAGGGCCACACGGAGAAGCACGAUCCUGGACUAUAUCAACGUGUUCCCUAACCCUGGCCCCUUGGCUCAGAAUCGGAAAGCCACACCGAGCAGUCCUUCCCAGGCCCCUCCUCCAGGUGCUCACUCCCUGGAAUUUAAGAAGAACCAGAAGGAGCUACAUGUUGUUGCCCACACUGGUCCAGGACCCAAAUCAUUCACUCAAGCCUCAGAAUCAGAGAAUAACCAAGAGGAGCUCCAUUAUGCUACCCUCCACUUCUUAGGCCUCAGACCAUGGGAGACCCAGGAGCCCAAGGAUACCUACUCAGAGUACACAAACAUCAAGUUCCACUGAGGCUGUCCCAGGCUGUCACCCUGCAGGGCUGGGAUCCAGGCUAGGCAGAAUGGAGAGGAUGAGGAAGACAAGGUGCCAGCCUGUCUCUCUCUCUCACUCUCUCUCUCUCUCUUUUCGUCCUCCAAGGAUGGGUCCUCCCAUCCCAGACCUGAGCAUUUGGAACAGCUUGGCAAACCUAUCCCAAGGGACCCUCUCUGAAUACACUAUUCUGAGAGGCAAGGAAAAGCCUUUGCUCUGCCACAGUUUCUCAAAGGUGGAAGGCCUUUAAAGACGAUUAAACUACCACUUUGUGAGGUCAGCAAGCUAACUUCAGAGGUUAAGUCUGGCCCACUGCCUAAUUUUGAGCCAAGAGUGCUUUUUACAUUUUAAAUGGUCAGGGGAGGGGCAUCCACCUGGCUCAUUCAGAAGAGCUUGUGACUUUUGAUCUGCUGGUCAUAAGUUCGAGCCCCAUGUUGGGUGUAGAGAUUAUUAAAAAUAAAUAAAUAAAUAAAUAAAAAUAAUAAUAGUAAGCUUAAAAAAAUAAGUGGUUGUGGGGGAAUCAAAAGAAGAAACAUGUUUUGUGACAAGUGGAAAUGAUAUGAAAUUCAAAUUUCAGUGUCCAUAA